This is a messenger RNA of Hypoxylon trugodes, 3189 nucleotides long. Its product is annotated as glycoside hydrolase family 2 protein. The coding region runs from base 291 to 3092 and encodes 933 amino acids. Lineage: Eukaryota; Fungi; Ascomycota; Sordariomycetes; Xylariales; Hypoxylaceae. The record is from RefSeq and is a predicted model, not a curated record. Gene Ontology annotation, molecular function: beta-mannosidase activity. Gene Ontology annotation, biological process: carbohydrate metabolic process; glycoprotein catabolic process. The transcript has a single exon.
ACGUGCUUAGCCCGAUGAUCCAAAACGGGGGCAUUUGCACCACUUCCCCUCAUUUUUGACCGAUACCCCGUAUUCGUCGGGGGCCUCGGUACCCGUUUACGACGGAAUGAGGCUAUACAAAGUUGUAAUACCAUACCGCUUUAAGCGACCCACCAUGCGGGGCGUUAUAAUUCCGCCCAUGACAUAAGUAGCAAUAGCAUCCUACCUGAGAUGAGUGAGGAUAUGAAAGGGACACGUCUAUUAAGGCGGUUGUCGCGGCUAAGUUUGUCUGAGGAAUCGCAUUGACGGACAUGGCUUGUUCGUACGCUUUCGUCGUCGCUUUGGCGGCUUCUAUUGCAGGAGCCGCCAACGUUGUCGAUCUAUCCGAAUCGACUUGGUCACUUAAGAAUGACACCAUGAAUGUCUCUAUUCCCGGAAAAGUCCCGUCCCAUGCACAUUUGGAUUUAUUGGAAUCGGAAGUGAUAUCGGAUCCAUACUACGGACUCAACGACUUUGACCUGCGAUGGGUUGCGCUCUCUUCCUGGAAUUACACCACACAACUAUCUGGACUGUCAACCGAUGAAAAUAUCAAAACGUUCCUCUUGUUCAAUGGCCUUGACACAUACGCUGACAUUAAACUUUGCUCGCAACCUGUGGCGAGUACGAAUAACCAGUUCCGCCAAUACUUCUUCGAUGUCACGGAUAUUCUGUCCGGUUGUGGAUCCGACUCUCCUGAGCUUCAAGUCGGAUUUGGAAGUGCGCCGAAAAUUGCCGAGGCUAUCGCAAAUCAGCCAGGACAGGAGACGUGGCCGGAGGGAGUCGAAGUUGUCUUCGAAUUCUCGAAUCGCCAGUUUAUUCGAAAGGAGCAGUCUGACUUUGGUUGGGACUGGGGUCCAGCGUUUGCUCCAGCGGGAAUUUGGCAGAAGGCGUGGGUCGUGCAACUUGGCGAAGGCGAGAUAUAUGUUCGCAACUCGCUGCUGGAUAUAUAUCGCGAAGGACAAUUGAACAACCUUCCUCCUGAUCAGAGCGCUAACUGGGUUUUGAAUGCGAGCAUUGAUGUGAUCGGUGUUGUGCCGGAAGGGGCGAAGCUGAAUUUUAAUAUUGUCGACAUCGCUACUCGAGAGCAGGUUAGUAGUGGAGAAUUGGCAAAUGUUACAAACCAUGGUGACGUUAUUACUGGUUCUACUACCCUGUCUGCGGAUGACUAUAAGUUAUGGUGGCCAAAUGGAUUAGGGGAUCAGAAUCUGUACAACGUCACCAUUGAAAUCGCGUCGGACUCGGGCGAGAGUAUAUCCACAAUAACGAAGAGAACAGGGUUUAGGACAAUUGUCUUGAAUACGAGUCCUGUUUCUGACGAGGAGAUAGCCAAGGGAGUGGCUCCAGGCGAUCAUUGGCAUUUUGAGAUAAAUGGCCAACCAUUCUUCGCUAAAGGAAGCAACAUUAUCCCACCGGAUACAUUCUGGCCACGAGUAACUCCGGGCAAGGUGAGACAACUUUUUGAUGCAGCAAUCGCUGGAAAUCAGAAUAUGCUUCGUGUCUGGUCAAGCGGUGCCUAUUCGCCCGACUUCAUGUAUGACCUUGCAGAUGAAAUGGGACUUUUGCUUUGGUCAGAGUUCGAGUUUGGCGAUGCGCUUUAUCCUGUCGAUGCGGACUUUCUCGAGAAUGUCCGACAAGAAGCCGUGUACCAGGUCCGACGCACCAAUCAUCACCCUUCUCUCGCCCUCUGGGUUGGCGGUAACGAAAUCGAAGUGUUCCUUGCAUAUUUCAUCAAACCCCUGGGACCGGAGAUACUCGAGCGUUACACAAACGAGUAUGAGACUCUGUUCUUGGACACGCUAAUACCGGCUCUCUUCGGCAAUAGCCAUAGUAUCUCGUACUCAGCAGGUAGCACGGGGAACGGGACACAGUCCAUCGACUUUAGCAAGCCGAUCCCCAUCAGCCUGCGUUACACCAACACUACUCCCGGAUCUAUCUAUGGAGACACCGAUUAUUACAACUACGACCCAAUCCAAGGAUUCAACCUAUCCACGUACCCAGUUGGUCGAUUCGCCGUCGAAUAUGGCUUCCACAGCAUGCCUAGCAUCCACUCCUGGCGCCAAGCUGUCAAUGAAGCGGAUCUGCAUUUCAACAGCUCGACCAUCAUGCUGCGCAACCACCACUAUCCAGUCCAGAGCCUCAACACGAGCUACUUCGUGAACUCGGCCAAGGGUAUGGGCGAGAUGACCACCGCCGUCCAGGCAUACUACCCGGUCCCCGCAAAACAAGACUCCGUGGCGAAUUUCUCGGCUUGGUGUCAUGCGACACAGAUUUUCCAGGCUGACUUUUAUAAGAGUCAGAUCCAGUACUACCGUGCCGGGUCCGGGCGCCCGGAACACCGGCUCGGGAGUUUGUAUUGGCAAUUGAAUGAUAUUUGGCAGGCGCCGAGUUGGGCCGGUAUUGAGUAUGAUGGGAGAUGGAAGGUUCUGCAUUAUAUCGCGAAGGAUAUAUACCAACCUGUUGUCCUGGCGCCGCAGUUCGACGUUGAUACAGGUAUUCUAAAAAUUUACGCUGUGAGUGAUCUGUGGAGUGAGGUUAAGGGGAAAGCUAGUCUUGGCUGGAUUGGUUGGGAUGGAAGUGUUGUUAAUACAGAUUUGGGAGAUGUGGAGUUUACGAUUCAGCCGAUUAAUGCCACGGUGAUAGCGACGUUGGAUAUUAGGGAGUUGACAUCAAAUGGGACUGUUGAUGCGAAGGAUGUCUUGUUGGUGGCGAACCUUACGGCGACCGGGACACCGCCGAAUACGGAGACUACGAAGACGUAUACGCAUACUAAUUGGUUCACACCUACACCAUUAGCGUCAGCGUCGCUUAUGGAUCCGGGGUUGAGCGUUGAAUAUGAUAGCGGCGCGGAUGAGUUUGUGGUUCGCGCUGAGAAGGGGACAAGUGCUUGGACCUGGAUUGCUUUGGGGGAUGGUGAUGCUGAUGAGACUAUCGUCGCAUUUGACAACAAUGGGUUCUUACUAAGAAAAGGGGAGGAGAAGCGUCUUGGAUAUAAAUUGAUUGGCAAUAAUGCUGAGAAAGAGGGGUGGAAGGAUAGGGUUGGUGCUACUAGCAUCUGGGACAAUACUUUGUCAUGAUAUGUCCCAUUGAUGUUGAGUGUAAGCAAAUGUCUAGGCAUCAUACUGCUUCCUAAUUCUCAUUAGACCAUUUUAAUUCGCAGAGUCUUCCUUUCUA